Contarinia nasturtii (swede midge) is the source of this 1041-nucleotide messenger RNA. RefSeq names its product vesicle-trafficking protein SEC22b-B (gene Sec22). The record is from RefSeq and is a predicted model, not a curated record. NCBI's taxonomy places the organism in Eukaryota, Metazoa, Arthropoda, Insecta, Diptera, Cecidomyiidae. Gene Ontology annotation, cellular component: endoplasmic reticulum membrane; ER to Golgi transport vesicle membrane; SNARE complex. Bases 277 to 912 code for a protein of 211 amino acids. The transcript is spliced from 4 exons. Gene Ontology annotation, molecular function: SNAP receptor activity. Gene Ontology annotation, biological process: vesicle fusion with Golgi apparatus; endoplasmic reticulum to Golgi vesicle-mediated transport; retrograde vesicle-mediated transport, Golgi to endoplasmic reticulum.
AGAAACAAAACGGCAGAACGUCUAUUUCGACAGAGUUGAAAGUAUUCACUUGCAUUUUCUCAGUGAAAAAUCCAAAAUUAUUACCAUUACUAAUUUAGUAUGUGACCACUUACAAAAAGAUAAUAAUAAUUUGUGAUUCUAUUUCAAUAAAAAAACACAUUUGAAGCUGAUUAUUUCGAAGCUUUACUUCUAAGUUUGUUGAGUAUAACAGCUGAAUCAAAAAAUUUAAUUAAAUUUAAAUAGUGAACGGAAAAAAGGUAAAAAAAAUUACUGAAAAUGGCACUAAUGACUAUGAUUGCUCGUGUCAUCGAUGGUUUACCAUUGGUUGGAACCAUGACUGAGGACGAACAGUCAGGGAAGAGUGUGUUGGAGUAUCAAAAUCAAGCUAAAAUGCUAUUCCGAAAGUUGGGCCCUCAAUCGCCGCAGAGAUGUUCAAUUGAAACAGGACCAUACCUAUUCCAUUAUUUGAUUGAAAAUGAUGUAUGCUAUUUGGUGAUGUGCGACAAAAUGCAUUCAAAACGCUCCGCAUUCGCAUAUUUGGAGGAUUUGUCACAAGAGUUCCACAAGAACUAUGGCCGAAAAGUGAAUACAGUGACACGGCCUUAUGCAUUCAUUGAAUUCGAUGUUUACAUACAAAAAACGAAGAAAAAUCUAACCGAUCGACGAAAAAACAUUAACACAAUAAAUAGCCAACUACAAGAUGUACAACGAAUUAUGGUCCAAAAUAUUGAUGACGUACUACAAAGAGGAACUGUCUUAUCCGAGCUCGAUUCAAAAACACAAAAUUUGUCCAUGCUAUCGCAAAAAUACAAGAAAGAUGCGACGUAUUUAAAUCGAAAAUCGAUGUACGUGAAAGCAGCAGCAGCUGGAAUCAUAUUUUUAGUGUUUAUUUUCUAUUUUUGGAUUCUAUAAAAUUGAACGUCCGCACGAAUAAAAACUCUUUGAUUGGCCAAAAAUCAACAAAAUCCUUAAUUAUCAAUAAUAAUCAUAUAAUUUCGAAAAAGGAUAGAUUUUUGGUUGUGGAUUGUUUCUUUUUGUAUA